UCAGAUAGCAGAACUGUCAUCAUCGAUAAUUUUAAGUGAAAUUCGACAUUUUCCAAGUAUAUAACUAAUAAUUAAUAAUGAAUUUGUAUAGUAAUUUGUAGAUAGUUAUAUUAAUUGUAUAAAACAAUGGUUUCCGAAGAGUAUAUCAAAGCCGAAUAUCCAUUACAUUUGUAUGUCUGGAAAAACGAUUACAAAAGUUUAGAAACUUUACUAGCUAAGAAAGAGCAUGAUAAAGAAAAGCGAGACAAUAGGGGGCGUACCCCCUUGAUGCUGGCUGUUACUUUGGGCCAUUUAGAAUCUGCCCGAACGUUACUGAACGCCGAUGCUAAUGUUAAUUGUGAGAAUUUAAAUGGAUGGACCGUUGUGCAAGAAGCAGUUGCCACGGGUGACCCAGAACUGCUGCAUAUGGUGCUCGAACGGAGAGACUUCCAGAGGUAUACCAGUCGUAUGGCUGGUAUACCGGAAUUGCUACAGAGACUUAAGCAGGCUCCCGAUUUUUAUGUGGAAAUGAAAUGGGAAUUUACUAGCUGGGUACCUCUGGUUUCGAGAAUGUGCCCGAGUGACACGUACAAAGUGUACAAACAGGGCUCCAACGUCAGAAUAGACACUACGUUGUUGGGUUUCGACCAUACCAGCUGGCAGAGGGGCAGUAGAAGUUACAUUUUCCAAGGACAUAAUGACGGUGCUACGAUGAUGGAAAUCGACCACGACCUGCAGCAGGUUUAUUGCGAGCAGAUGCGCACCACAGACGACGCUCUGGGAAUAUUGAUACCCAACGAGGACUCCGUUUCGCAACGCUUAACGACCCCCAUAGUCACCACUUACGUGGACACGGAGAAAAUAAGUUUUGAGAGGAAUAAAGCAGGAAUGUGGGGCUGGAGAUCUGACAAGACUGAGGUGAUAAACAGCUACGAAUGUAAAGUGUUCAGCGCGUCUAACGUGGAGUUAAUCACUAAGACGAGGACGGAACAUUUGACGGAAAGCGACAAGGCGAGGAGUAAAAACAGCAAACAUCCCCUGCAGAAUUUCCUGGGCAUUGCCGAGGUCGGGGAAAGCCAAGCCGCCGCUCUCUUACCCAACGAGGAGUUCUCGAAUUCAACCAACCCGUGCAAUAUCACGCCCGAGGAGUACUUCGAUCCAUCAAUAAACCUGGAGGUCCAAGGGAGGGACAUAGGACGUCCCAAGGAAGUUAACGUCAAAGUCCAGAAGUUCAAAGCCAACCUGUGGCUCUGCGAAAAUUAUCCCCUGUCGUUACCCGAGCAAAUUCUUCCGAUCGUAGACCUCAUGGCGAUAUCCAGCUCUCAUUUUGCCAAACUCAAAGAUUUCAUCCAGAUGCAACUGCCGUCGGGAUUUCCCGUCAAAAUAGAAAUCCCACUCUUCCACGUUCUGAACGCGAGAAUCACGUUCGGUAACAUCUUCGCGACGGACACGGCAGUACCGUACGUGGCAAAAAUUCAAGAGGAGGACAGGUUAACCUGCGUUUUGGACGAGCAGAUAUUCAAGUGCCCGGCGGGAUAUUCCCAGAUUGGUAAUGCGGGCGUGGACGGUAGACGUCAGUUCAGCAUGGAGGAGGAAGACGAUCUGCUUCAGUUCGCCAUCCAACAGAGUCUCAUCGAUGCUGGCACGGAAAAGGAAGAGGUCGAUAUAUGGGAAGCUUUGAAGGCCCAGAAGCCGUCGAGGCCCGAAACUCCAAAUUUUGUCGGGGAAGAGGAGCGGCAGUUGCAAAGGGCUAUCCAAGCCAGCUUAGAGCUUUACCAGCAAAACGUCAACUGUCCCGACGCCCUAGACAACAGCAGCCCCGAAGGGGACUCGGACCUGCACAUGGCGUUGCUGCUGUCGCAGCAGGAGCGGGAGAGGGAACGGCAACGCGAGGAGCGGGAACGGCAGCAGGAGCAGCAGCUCCUGGAGGAGAUAUUGCGACUGUCCCUUACGGAGAAGUAACUUACGCAACGCAAUUAUCCAUUUCAUAAGCAAUGAACAUAGUAAUAGAAGUCUUCUAAACAAAAAUUAAUCAAA
Molecule: messenger RNA, 2016 nt
Organism: Anoplophora glabripennis (Asian longhorned beetle)
Lineage: Eukaryota; Metazoa; Arthropoda; Insecta; Coleoptera; Cerambycidae
Product: ankyrin repeat domain-containing protein 13D
Exons: 11
Coding region: 127-1941 (604 amino acids)
Cellular component (GO): cytoplasm
Molecular function (GO): protein binding
Source: RefSeq, a predicted model, not a curated record